AUUUCACGUCCUUGCUCAGCUCCUUAAGAGGAGUUAUGAUGGCAUACUUCAGUAUUUUGUUCGGUGCUUACUUUCACUUAUGCUGGACAAACUUCGCUGGGGUUCUGCUGGGUCUUCGCAACAGUUCAUUAUCUCCCCCAUUCCCCUCCGUUGCAUUCUAUUCUAUCAUUUGUAUAAUUAUUCUAUAUGUUGUGUCAUUUUUAAUUCCAUUUCCAUUUCCAAUCACAUUUUUAUAUAUAUAUGUAUAGCGGGGGGGAGGGUGUGAGGCGGAUGGAUGAGAUUAUCAGAGUAUCCCGGCAGCAUGCGUUAUCUUGAGAUACCUAGAAUUCUUACUAGUAGGGAGUACGAG
Aspergillus piperis CBS 112811 is the source of this 349-nucleotide messenger RNA. RefSeq lists its product as uncharacterized. The transcript has a single exon. The record is from RefSeq and is a predicted model, not a curated record. Lineage: Eukaryota; Fungi; Ascomycota; Eurotiomycetes; Eurotiales; Aspergillaceae. Bases 80 to 265 code for a protein of 61 amino acids.